UCUCUUUCUUGUCCUUUGUCAUCAUUUGUGCUUCUUUGAGUUCUUUGGUGUUCUCUGUUUUGUUUUCCUUACCCAGCUGUUUGGUGAUCGCGACAGUUCAGCUGAUGUUUGUUUUUGGGUUGGGUAGUUUGUUUGAUAUGACACAUAUUUUUCAAUUUCUCAAAAGUGUGUGUAAUAUAUAAACAUUUCCUAUGCGAUAUUAAUAUUAUAUGUAUCACAAAUAACCAUAUUAAUGAUCAAAUACUCGUUGCAUUGCUUAUGACGUAAUUUAGAUGUUCCCGUGAGAACAAAGAAAUCCAAUUCGUCAUUUUGAAAACAGAUAAAAUCUGGAAAGCAAUCGGGUCAAGCGAAUUUUAAAAAUAAGUCUGGAUAGUGAUUCAUCGGGGGACGACGGUGGAGUUCCGCCGCGUAAAAAGACCCGAAGGACCACGCAAACGGACAAGAUGCAGUCUAGCAACGGAUGUGUUCAAAAUGGGACACCCUCUUGCAGCAAUGGAGCUGCGGAGAAUGGACAUGGUGACGCAGAUAAUGCUGAUAAUGGAGUUGCUCUUACACAAACGAAUCAGGAAAUCGUGCAGCUUAUAGGACAGUAUCUCAAAAAUGAAGGAUUGACAAGGACCUGUGAUUCUCUGAUUAAUGAAUCAGGAUGUUGCUUGGAUCAUCCUGCGGCAACUAAGUUCCAACAGCAUGUACUUGACGGAGAUUGGACCAAAGCUGAUCAUGAUUUGCAAGAGUUACGACCGUUGCUGGGUCAAUCCACGAAUCUAUUGGAGAUGAAAUUCUUAAUACUCGAACAAAAGUAUUUGGAGUACUUGGAGGAUGCCAGAGUUCUCGAUGCCUUGCAUGUUUUGAGAAACGAACUCACUCCUCUGCAACAUAAUACUGCGAGGGUACAUCAGCUGUCUAGUUACAUGAUGUGUUCGAAUACGGAAGAACUGCGGGAACGCACAAAUUGGCAAGGCAAAGGUGUCCGAUCCCGUACGAUUUUGAUGAAUAAAGUACAAUCGUAUCUUCCCCCUUCCAUAAUGUUACCGCCGAACAGGCUCCAGGAAUUGCUUAAUCAAGCCCUCGAGCUGCAGGUUCUUCGUUGUACACAUCACAUAACUUCCGAAGGAGCUGCUUUACCUAAUGACACCCUAUUGGUCGACCACAGUUGCCCCAAAUCUUCAUUCCCUUUGUUCACAAUACAGAUACUUCAUGAUCACUGUGAUGAAGUUUGGUUUUGCCAGUUUUCUCCAGAUGGCAAAAAACUUGCUACUGGAUCGAAAGAUCAAAAUGUUAUCAUAUGGGAUGUUAAUCCCGAAACAUGUACUAUUUCUCUAAAGAAGGUGCUAGAAGGGCACAAUCCUGGAGCUGCUUACAUAUCUUGGAAUCCCGAUUCCAUUCACAUGAUUGUGUGCGGUCCUGAUGAGACUCCUGAGAUUUGGCUGUGGAACAUAGAAACUGAAAAUUUUCUGAAAGUAAAUCAGUCGGCAGAAGAUGCCCUCACUUGUUGUGCUUGGAAUAAAGACGGAAGUAAAUUUGUUGUUGGAGGUAUCAGAGGACAUUUCUAUCAGUGCGAUUUAGAAGGAAACAUUCUGGAUUCGUGGGAAGGAGUCCGAAUACACGGUCUGUGGUAUCGAAAAGAUGGAAAAACAGUUUUGGCAUCUGAUGCUCAUCACAGAAUCAGGUCAUAUGUCUUCGAAGAGGUUUCCGAUCAACAUAUUUUACAAGAAGACCAUCCCAUUAUGUCUUUUACUGUCCACAAAAACGACAACCUAGCCCUUCUGAAUGUGGCUACACAAGGGGUCCAUCUGUGGGAUUUGAACGAUAAAUGUUUAGUUAGACGAUAUCAAGGAGUUACUCAGGGACAUUUUACCAUUCAUUCUACUUUUGGCGGGUCCAAUCACGAUUUCAUUGCCAGUGGUAGCGAAGAUUAUAAGGUGUACGUAUGGAACAUAAGAAACGAACAACCGCUAGCCAUUCUGCAAGGCCAUGCUAAAACUGUAAAUUGUGUUGCAUGGAAUCCCGUCUACCACAAUAUGCUGGUCUCCGUUUCUGAUGACCAUACGAUAAGAGUCUGGGGACCAAAGGACAAAAUGCCUAAACCAACAGUGUCUUCAAGUAAUGGUGAGAAUGGCACUUGGAACGAUAUGGUUUCAUAGUACAGAUAUAUGUAAAAACAAAAGACUGACACCUAUCAUAUUAGCAUGAUUUUCUGAUUAUCAUUGUAUCGAAAGAGUAAAAGCGUUAAAUAGGCUAUCCUAGUUGCGAAAUGUGACUGAACAGUUCUGAUUUCAGCCAUAGGGGUAUUUCUGAUAGAAUAAUAACUUGAAGUACCUCAAGUAAUGGAGUUUGAGCAUAUUGUAAUUAAUUUAUUUUACAUACGGGAAUUAUAAUCAAUCAUAUAUCUUGUUGGUAUUGAUUUUUAACAAAUCAAAAUUUAGCGUUAAUUUUUUUGUAAUUUUUUAUAUAAUCUAUGUUUUUUUUUGGGAAUGUUAUAUAUUUAAGUUUUGAUUAAUGAAAUCUCAGUAAGUAACCUGUUAUAGCUAUUUUGUUCAACGAUCUCUUCAUUAUUUUCUAGUCCAAUUUCAAUUAUACAUCAUUGGUAAUACCAUUUGCUAGUUUUCGAACAACAUUUUUUUUUAUUGAAAUUGUUUAUGGGUUUAGGUUUUUAGCCGCCGUCUGUUACCUUUUCUUGCUAGCCCUUCAUUAGUGCGAGUGGCUGGCAUCUUCUGAGGUCUGUCUGUUUUAUCACUCCCAAGUACAAGUACGAGGCACACCAAGCUAGACACAUUGAAUUCGAUCCAUUCAUUUUGAGUGAUUUUGAGAUAUAUACUUUGCGUCAGAAACAUGGAAUGCAGGAUUUGCAUUGGGAUCUCGCUUUUCCUUUAUUGACUUCUGGAAAUGCUGUAUUUUCAUGGUGGACUUAUGAAUAGUAUUGAUGUUGUAUUUUCCAAGAAUACAAAAUUUCUUAUUAUCAACUUCUCAAGUAUAAUCAUUGACAAAUGAUUGCACUAGGAUCAAAACAUAUAUUUCUAUAGAGUUCUGCAUAUACGCUGCAGUCUCUUCAGAUUAUUCAAUAUUGCACUUGAAUUGAAUUGUAUUGAAUUGCAAGCAACAUAGAAAAAGAUAUUUUCAAUAUCUGAUAGAAAUGUCUAGAAAAUCUCUGUUGCAACACCACCUCCAAUCUUGGAAGCGAUAACACAGUUCUCUGAAGAUGCCAGACAUUUGGCGAAACUUGACAGGCUAAAAUCCUUAAAUCACGAACAGUUUGAACAGAUGACCCCUUGAGCCUAAAUUCAUAUAUUUUUCGAUUUAUCUUUCAAAGUUUAUUGAAAACAGAUAAUUUCGUGCCAGUUCAAAGAUAUUGGUCGAUGUCAGAGUAUUGUUAUGGUGUAUCGUUGUGAAUGCAAAAUAUAUUAGACCACAACACAUACAAUUCGAAUUAAAUUUAUUCGAGAUUUCAAAGAGGUUGUUACUCUAACCCUAAUCUUCAGACACAGUUAAUGUUAAGGGUAUAUAUUAACAUAAAGUGUCACAUAUGUGAUAAUUUUUCUCAGAGAUUCAAUAAUAUCAUGUUUUUUCGAAAUAAAAGGGGUGUGCAACGAUAUAGGUUGAUUUGUAGGAUAUCUAUUAUGGUAUAUUGUGUGAAAUGUAGCAAUAAAACUAUUUUUAAUUUAAUAAAUUUCAAAAGUACCAAAGUGAA
Messenger RNA from Leptinotarsa decemlineata (Colorado potato beetle), 3688 nucleotides. RefSeq names its product WD repeat-containing protein 26. Lineage: Eukaryota; Metazoa; Arthropoda; Insecta; Coleoptera; Chrysomelidae. Gene Ontology annotation, cellular component: GID complex. The record is from RefSeq and is a predicted model, not a curated record. Gene Ontology annotation, biological process: proteasome-mediated ubiquitin-dependent protein catabolic process. Gene Ontology annotation, molecular function: protein binding.